Messenger RNA from Paramecium sonneborni, 2233 nucleotides. Lineage: Eukaryota; Ciliophora; Oligohymenophorea; Peniculida; Parameciidae. The record is from the annotation of a GenBank genome assembly.
AAUGAGUUAAACAAAUGCAUAAUAGCAAUUUGAGGCAUAAAUGUAGUCAUCUCAAGGAUUUAAGCAAGAAAAGCCUAUGUAAAAAUAAAUUUUAGGAUCUAUAUAGGAAUGAAUAAAUAGAAGAAUUGAUGGAUCACCUAGACCAUGAACAUGAUAGUGAAGAUGAAGGAAUGGAAGAUUAUAAGAUAGGAGGUGAGUUAUAGUGUUAAUAAUAUAGGAUAUCAUCCAGUUCAUAUAGGAGAAGUGUUACUAAAUCGAUAUGUGGUUAUAUAAAAGUUAGGAUGGGGACACUUUUCUACUGUGUGGUUAGCAAAAGAUUUUAAAUAUGAUACUUAUGUUGCUCUAAAGAUUUAGAAGAGUGCAUCUCACUAUUUAGAAGCUGCAUAUGAUGAAGUAAUAAAGUUCAAUUAAUAAUAGGUGGAAAUUUUAUAAAAAGUUGCAUAGAAUGUCUAGAAUCCAGUGUGGAUUUAAUCUUUGAAGGAUUAUUAUGCAGAUGUAAUAGUUUAUUUGAUGUUAAUUAACAGCAAGGAAGAACUUCUUUUAAUAGAGAUGAUACUCACACUGUUUAAUUAUUGAAUUCUUUUGUAUACAAAGGACCAUAUGGUCAUCAUUUUUGCAUGGUUUUUGAAAUAUUAGGAGUCAAUCUCUUAGAAAUUAUUAAACGAUUUGAAUAUAAAGGAGUAAUAAUAUAUUUAUAUAUUUAUUAGUGUCCUAUGGAUAUUGCAAGAAGAAUGGCUAAAUAAAUUUUAAUUGGAUUAGAUUAUUUACAUAGAAUAUGUGGAGUUAUACAUACAGAUUUAAAACCUGAAAAUGUUCUAUUGUGUUUAUCUGAUGAAGAAAUUAAAGAUAUAGUUGAAAAUGGAUAAUUAACAUCAAAUUAACUCUUUUCAGAUAGGAUUCAUAUUUAUAGAUAAAUGUUAGGAAUUGUAGAAGACAAACCUACCUUUGAAGAAAAAUAAACUACUACUUAGAAAUAAGAUGAAGAAGAUUUAGAUACAUAAUCCACUAAUUUAUCAAAGACUCAAAAAAGAAAACUAUUAAGAAAGAAGAAAUAGUAAUAAUAAUAAUAAUAGUAAUAAUCAUAAUCGUAAUCAUAAUCAAAUGAUUAUAUGAAUGAAGAUAAAGAAUAAAUAUAAUCAGAAUAGCCUAAAUCAAUAAAAGAAUUAUUUUAACAAUAGAAAAAGUAAAUAUCCAAUUAUAUUUUAGAAUUUCAUUUACAUAACAAAAGAAAUUGCCUGAUAAUUUUCGUUUGAAAAUUGCUGAUCUUGGCAAUGCUUGUUGGAUUCAUCAUCAUUUCUCAACUUUAAUUUAAACAAGAUAAUAUCGAUCCCCUGAAGUUUUAUUAGGAAUCAAAUAUAAUCCCACUGCAGAUAUUUGGAGUUUUGCUUGCAUGAUAUUUGAAAUGCUAACAGGAGAUUAUUUAUUUGAACCUAGAUAAGGCCCAAAUUUUUCAAAAAAUGAAGAUCAUUUGGCCCAAAUUUAAGAAUUAUUAGGCAAAUUUCCUUUUGAAUACAGUACCAGAGGAGCAAAAGCUAAGGUAGUUUAAAUAUUAUAAUAUUAUUUUAGAGAUACUUUACUAACAAUGGGCAAAUGAAAAGAAUUCCAUAAUUACAUUUUUGGAGUUUAUUUAAUGUUUUAACAGAGAAAUAUAGAUUUAAAUAAGAAGAAGCUUUAUCAUUUGCUUCAUUUAUGAUGCCAAUGUUACAUUAAUUACCAGAAUAUAGAACAACUGCAGAAGAGGUGUUAAAAAGGGAAUUAUGUUCUAAUAAUUAAGAUGAAUGUUAGAGAAAAGCUUAAUUAAAGAAAUAUAUAGAUUAGAUAUUUUAAUUUUAGAAUUUUCGAAAUCAUAUUCCGAAUUCAGGUUGGUUAAACUGUAAAACGGACUUAUAGAAUGGACAUAAAAUGAAUGAAGAGGAAUAUAAGAAAUAUAAUAAAUAAAAGAAGGCAAAUGAAGAUGUAGAAUAAUUUGAUUAGAACAUUGAUGGAAUUCAACCAAAAUUAUUAUAAAAUUAUAGAAGAGUAUAUAGAAUGUGUUAUUGAUUAGGCAUCAACUAGAUCUUAUGAUGGAUCAAACUCAUAAACUCCUUAGUAGGACAAAGUGAUUAGAAAAGAAGGGAAAUAUGUAGAUCAUAGGGUGAUUGACAGAUCGUUUACAGAUUUAGGAUAUAUAGGAUAUGGAGAUGGAAUAGACUUAGAAUAAUUAGACAGUACAGGUAACUGGUAGUUUAGUUGA